AUGGGCCCAGUGCAAGUGACAUCACAGGGACUCAUUGCACUGCCUGCAUUGGGCUCCUAUCCUUGUAUCUCAGAGAAGCUGUCGGUAGUCAUCAGAACACGUGUUCUGAAUAUUGGCUGUGACAGACUACAAAUCUCCAAUCUACUGGACUUUUUUACACGAGAGGAGGAGGAGGUUCGGCCAAUAUUCAACCAAUUGGCAUCUGCUGUGCACUUCCUGCACCAAAGAAGGAUCACGCACUGUGACAUCAAAUUAGAGAACAUCCUGCUGGGUGAAGGCGGCAAGGUUAAGCUUUGCGAUUUCGAGUUAGCCACUCAGCUUGUAGAGGGCCAGAUGCUGCACGAACUCUGGGGCUCCUUACCAUAUUGGGCCCCAGAGAUCUUAGCCAGAAAACCAUAUGACUGUAUGGCAGGGGACAUGUGGAGCUUGGGCGUUGUUCUCUAUGUCCUGGUCACCGGACACUUCCCCUAUGAAGAAUCCACCUUGGAAGAAAUGUACCGCCAUAUCAUCGCCACCGUGUGCCCCAUUCCCCGCCUUCUUUCUACACGCUGUUACACCAUCUUGGCGAGACUGCUCACAGUUCAUAUACGGUUUAGACUAACAUCAUCUCGGCUUGUCCAACGACCAUGGCUGGGCCAUAUUGAGGAACACGUAACACCUCCUGCCAAGGAAAUCCUCCCCAAGGUCGUGGAGACGAUGUGUAACAUUGGCUACACUUGCCAACAGGUUGUAGGAGCCCUAAAACACCUGAAGUUGGAUAAUAUCACAGCCACCAUCAACAUCAUCAGAUUCAAACUGACCUCUGGGGAUAGCAGUCUACAAAAUAACAUCCCUGCAGUUGCUACUAGCCUCCCUGACCCCAUGAAGAGGAGACAUAGCAAACCAGCUCUGCUGAUGAAAUACAGAAGCAAUGUUAGGCUGCACACAUACAGCUGCCCAAAGGUGAUGCACUACUCAGAUAACAGGGUCCCAGGAGAGUCACUACCUGACAGCACCAUCAACCCUGCUACAGGGGACACUGCAGUCAACCUGAAUUCAGCAGACGGCCUGUCGGACAAGAAAGACCCAGAAGAUUCACUGCCUGCCAACACCAUCAACCCCACUCUAGGGGACACUGCAGUCAACACGAAUUUCGCUGAUGGCCUGUCUGCAAAUUUCUCUUCCCCUGAGCCACCUCUGAAGGGGAAAUGCAUAGGGGUUGUGAACAUAGCCUUCACCGAAGAGGAACCAUCCACAGAGCCAGACAUGCCCAGUGACCAGCCCCAGGAUGUACCCACAGCCUCUGGAACCAGGCCACUCCGGAAGCUGAUCAAAAAGCGAAUGUCCCGGGCACUCAGAGCACUGUGCUACUGCUGCCUGCCCACCCUUGAAACUGAAGUGGCCUUGGAGAAUUCCAGCCCUGAUAAGGAGUGCCUGCUGCAGGAGGGAGCCAGGCAAGAAGCUCAGAUUGCUGUGGCCCUGCAACCCAGGGCAACAGGCCCCUGCGUCCAUACUCCAGCUACAGGUUCUGAGCUACCGGUUCACUUCCCCCUUUAG
Messenger RNA from Microtus oregoni (creeping vole), 1536 nucleotides. Its product is annotated as putative sperm motility kinase W. Bases 1 to 1536 code for a protein of 511 amino acids. The transcript has 3 exons. Gene Ontology annotation, biological process: intracellular signal transduction; protein phosphorylation. Gene Ontology annotation, cellular component: cytoplasm. Lineage: Eukaryota; Metazoa; Chordata; Mammalia; Rodentia; Cricetidae. The record is from RefSeq and is a predicted model, not a curated record. Gene Ontology annotation, molecular function: ATP binding; protein serine/threonine kinase activity.